CGAACUACGAAUGCUACGAUCGAUCGGCGCUCGCCGCUGCGACUUUACCUUAUCUAUCGGUCAAACAGUCCACAAGACACUCACCUCGACGACGAAGCUCUCCCUGCACCGCCACCCGAUAAUGUUAAUGACCCAAGAUAUGUAUGUACAGUGCGCUACAAACAGAUGCAUUUUUCGAGUCGUCGUCAAGGGCAGAACGAAUACCAGUUUACCGUUUGUUUUUCACGCUUGAUAAUGAUUCGGCCUAUUAUUGUAUCAAGCAUUAUUGAUCAACGCAAGACGUCGAAUCUUUCAAAGUGCUCUCUUAUUUGUAGCAUUUAAAAUGUGAAUAUUCGCUUGAGUAUCUACCGAUGAUACAUUUUUCAAUCGGUACUGCGGUACGUGAAAAGUGAAAUACUCAUUUUUUUCGAACGUAUUAGGUUUAAUACCGAGUACACCUUUUCGAUUAUCUUCGUAUUUCAUUGCCUAAUCUCAUGCAAACCUCGCGUUGAUUUAUUCAUCAUCACGAUUAGUUUGCUGCUCUCAAAAAUAUUUACCCGAUGUAUUUGGUCAAUUUUAACGCAAAUUGCUGCAUAAGCUGCAACUUACCUACUGACUUCAAAUUUUAAAUCUAGAACCGUACGCGGCUUUCGUUGCCUUAAUGAAAAAACAUCAAUCAACGUGACACAAGUUUAAGACCGUGUCUUAUCUCACAGAUGUACAUCUUAUUCAUUCUCCUUUUUCUCAAUUUUAGUCUAGCAGAAGUAAAAACAUACUUGCCCUCCGCAUAACCUAGUUCAAGCGCUCAUACACUGUUUUUUAUUUCAAAUCAUUCUACAAAUGAUUAUUUAAAUCAUUCUACAAAUGAUUUACAAAUAAUCGAUUUAUACAUAAGAUUAAUAAAUUUUCACGUGUAAUCAUGCCAUUUCGUUACGAGUUGUUAGGAUUGUACAAAAAUCUCAUGCGUUAUAGUCAAAAUUUAAAAUAUACAGACAAAAAGUAUUUCGUGCAUAGAGUUAGAAAAGCUUUUUUAAACAACAGAACUUUGACAGAACAAACUGAAGUAGACUUUCACUAUCAGAAAGGACUGAUGCUUCUGAAACAUAAAAGAGUGAUUUAAAAAUGUUCUCUAUUAUUCAAAGACUCUUAAUGCAGCCCAUUUCAACUGAUUU
Molecule: messenger RNA, 1151 nt
Organism: Trichogramma pretiosum
Lineage: Eukaryota; Metazoa; Arthropoda; Insecta; Hymenoptera; Trichogrammatidae
Product: MIEF1 upstream open reading frame protein
Exons: 2
Coding region: 899-1099 (66 amino acids)
Source: RefSeq, a predicted model, not a curated record